Suricata suricatta (meerkat) is the source of this 1623-nucleotide messenger RNA. RefSeq names its product Rho GTPase activating protein 40 (gene ARHGAP40). Gene Ontology annotation, biological process: regulation of actin filament polymerization; regulation of small GTPase mediated signal transduction. The record is from RefSeq and is a predicted model, not a curated record. Gene Ontology annotation, cellular component: cytoplasm. Lineage: Eukaryota; Metazoa; Chordata; Mammalia; Carnivora; Herpestidae. Gene Ontology annotation, molecular function: GTPase activator activity.
AUGGUCCCACAGAGAAGCUCAUCCAUGGAUGGCUCUUGGAUGGAGGUGGAGUGGAUCCAACAGGAUGGGCUGAAGGAAGAGGAUGGCAGCAGAGGUGAAGACAGGCUCCCACAGGGGGAAGCUGGAUCACAGUGGCUGUGGGAUAUGGGCGGGUCAGGCCUCCUUGGAGGUGCUCAGCACGGGCUCCUGUCCACCCUGACCCAGAUGCAGGUGGCAGCCAUCUGCCGGCUGGACGGCUAUGCCCACUCAACCAAAAGACGGCACAAAGCACCAAUCAGAGGUGUCAGGGGCAUCUUUGGGGUCUUCAAUUCAACAAUGCUGAUUUCAGAGAAUGGAGACUCGGCUGUGAAAUGGACUCAGCUCAGUUCCAGGGCUUCUAAGCUGUUCUCCAGGCGUAGGCAUUCUCCCGCUGCACCCAGGGCUGCUCUGUGGAGGGAAGGUUCACACCUCUGGGCAUCUCACACUUCCUGCAGGUUGCUCAGCUCCUGCCGAGGCCCCACCGCCUCUGGGAGGCACCUGUGCCUGGCACAGGCCUUCCCAGCUGGUGAGCACACUGCCCAGAGGGCUGGUGGCCGGGCCUCCUCCUCGGGCACCGGCAUAUCCCACCUCGCCCUCCUCACCCUCCCUGUGCUGCUGGGCACCCGGCGCUCUCCUGUUGAACCAUUCCUUCAUUUAAUUCGUGCCCCGGCUACCUCCGCGGAGUUUAGGAUCCCUGGAGGCAGACUUGGCUUCACCAGGGUCGGAGACUUGUCCUUACAGGAUACGCAAAAGAUCCCCAUUGUGGGCCCCAACCCGCCGACUGUGCCCCGUGCCCUCCUUGGCUUGGUCCUGAAGAGGAGUAAGGCCGGCAAGCGGGAGGCACAGGUCUGUGGUCCCAAAACAUGCCGAAGCGUGCCCCUCGACUCCCUGCUGGAGGCUGACCACAAAGCUCUCCCCGGCACCCAGGAGCCCCUGGUCCUUCAAGCCAUAAGUUGCCCCCAAGAGAGGGCUGGACGCGAAGGCAUUCUCGGGGUGCCUGGAUCCCAGGCCAGGGUCAAGGGGAUGGAGCAAAGGCUGGAGGGAGAUUUCUACCCUGGCUUUUUAGAAAAGAUUUUUUUAAUACACCCGGACCCGAAACAGCACCUGCAGGGCCUUCACCUGCUCAUCCCCCCUCCAGAGCCCAGCAGAAAUGCCCUGAACGUCGCCUCUUUCUUGGUCUCAGAGAUGCGAAAACUGAAUAACAGCAGUGGCAGUUCCCAGCUCUUCGACGGGAGCCUCAAGACCUGGCUGCGAAGGUUCAGGCAGAGACGGACAAGUGGGGGUGUUUGGGCUCCCCAAAUGGCAAAGGUCCAGGUGGCCUGGCCUAUCCCAGAUCCCCUGGAGGCUCUGACCCCCAGCACCAAAGUAGCCCAUGUCCUCAGGCAGGUCACAGAGCACCUCGGUUCUUGUGCACAGCAUCAGGAAGGCAGUGAGGACGUGGACAGUCUCCUUCCUCGAUAAGGGGCUACUUCCUCGAGUGACAUCCUCCUCUUUGAAGGUGGAGGGAACAUCUGUGAACAUCUCCUGGACCCACAUACCCACCUCUUAGAUCUGUAUGGCACCAACCCCCAUGUCCAGCUCUUCAUGGGGCUGUCCUUUCAGUGA